Molecule: messenger RNA, 3776 nt
Organism: Durusdinium trenchii
Lineage: Eukaryota; Dinophyceae; Suessiales; Symbiodiniaceae
Source: the annotation of a GenBank genome assembly
ACAACACGUUUUGACUCCUGUGGAGCAUCAUGGCAAUGCAGCGGGCCAAUGCUGCCACGCAGCUGCCAGAGGCAGUGCGGCCGGAUUUCUCCGGCCGCUACAUCCGAGCCAUUUUUGUGGCUUCCAACGUGCGCCAAGGGGGCCACGGUUUCUACUCGACUGAGAGUGAGUGGGAGAAGGCCAAGGUGCACUUGCUGCUGGAGCUGGAUCUUCGACUGGUGGAGAAUUCGGAAGUACAAAAGCUCAAGCUUUGCACUGCGCAGGACUUAGAAGGUGUUCCGACAGAGAUGAUCGUAGAAAGCAUGUUGAGGCUGGAGAGCGAUGAGAAGGUGGUUGGAUUCACAAUGAACGAGGUUCAAUCACCGCAAGGAGGCAUUAGCUACUACUUUGUCAGAGUCAUGGUGAAGAAUGAGGAAGGAAUUCGAUCUGAGCCGCUCUCGCGGGAAAUGUUUCCUUUAGUUCACUCCUUUCCUGGGCAUGAGGUGCUCCUGCAAAGCAAAGCAAAACCUGCAGCAGAAGUACGUGCCUUGCGAGCCUUCAGAGGACAUGAGCGAGACCACCUGACUGGCCUUGUCUACCAAGGUUGGAACAGCCCUGAAUGUGCGACGGGGCAAACUCCAAUGUUUUGGUUGGAGCUUUGUGUAUUGACUUGUGGCCUAUAUUACUUGGAUGUGGCCACUGAUCUUCAGCAGUUGUUCCUCUUCCUGGCCGAGCAUCAGUAUGAGUAUUUUGCUCUGAGUUGUGCAGGCAUGGCCAUUCCAGUUGUCAGUACGGUGAUUGAUGCAAUGGCAUGGAGUGAGAGCAAAGUCGCCACACCUCAAUGCGACAAAUUUCGGAAGAUCGUCCCAUCAAAGACUAUGAGGAUCAUCGUUGUUGUGUUCGCGGUGCUGUCCCAAAGCCACAUGCUUCUUUUGAUCCUUGCAUCAGCCUUGAUACGCACGAAGCAUGACUUGCUGCUAGGCGCAAAACAAGCUGAAGUGGCAGAAGCGGUGGUUUCGGCCGGACUACAAAGCAAUUAUUUUUGUUUGAUUCUGGUCGGUUUGGAAUCAGUGUCGCCCGAAGCCUUCCAAGGGCUCAGCCUCUCAAUUAUCAUGUCCUGCGCCUCGCUGGCUUUUGGUUUUGCAACCAGAGAUAAGAUUGAUGCAAAAGUGCUACAGGUUCCUGGGAAGCUGGAUUGGGGUCCCACAUUUGCAGCUCUCUUUCUUGUGAGAGCGAUGGAAGUGGCGAGCAGGUUGAUGGCCUUGAACAUGCUGCACCUCGCAACUAGGACUUGGGCAGCCUUUGGAGGACCAGUAACGGUCGCCGUGCUUGUAGCGUUGGCUUUCUUCCUCUUUCCGGAAGCUACAAAGGCGGACAAGUUGGCAGCGGUCAUUGCCCAUCCGGGGCAAGUGUUGCUGGGGAGGCGCUCCAUGAUUCCACUUCGUUAUUCCCUUUACCUGCACUGGCUACUGCAGCUGGUAGCGAUUAGCCUGCAAGGACUUGCGUCCACUGAUAUUUGGCUGGCAGAGGCCAAAGUGGUACCAUGGCCCGUGAUCGUGGCAUCGUUGGCAGGCUGCAUCUGCAGCACUCUCGGCCUUUGUGUGCUUGCACAUGUAGGAGAAAAUCAGAAACAUCCAGUUCUUGAAAAGGCAGCAAAAGGUCAAGCACUGACGUGCACUAUGCUUGCAGCUGCCCUGCAGCUUCCCAACGCUACAGUCCCAACCCUGGCUGCGGCUGAAGAAAUUUCCCUGGACCUCCAGGCACUUGAGGACCCGGAGAUCCUUUCAAAGCUUACAAAGGCGCACACUCCUCUGUGCAUACCCGCCUCUUCCAUGUCACAUAUGGAGUCCGACUUGGAGAAACACUGGCAACACUUGACACAUCUCAACGUGGUCAAUGCAGAUUUCUCGGAGUGCCAAUUCGAUGAGUCCUCAAAAUGGCAACAGGAGAUCCUUGCUUGGCACCGUCUCAGAGUGCUCCGCUUCAGAGAGCAGAAACUCGGCGCCGCAGUGCUGCACAUGGUGAGUUGUUGCACCGAACUCGAAGAGUUGGGCUUCGUUUGGUGUGGCAGCACUGAGCCCGAGGCCUGGCGAAAGCUCCAGGGCGCCCAGUGGCCGAAACUCCGGGUCGCCGAUUUCACUUGGUGUUUCCGGAGGGACGACAGGAAAGGUUGUGCCGAAGAGGUGCUGCGGAGCUUGGCCCAGUGCUCCGAGCUGCAGAAGUUGAAGUUUGUGGGCAACUUUUAUCCCCGAACCGAGGCCUGGGACGAUGUGCUCAAGACCGGCUCCUGGCCUCAGCUGCAGUGGGAGAAGUGCGAUUUUGGCCGCAAUGGCCCGAGCGAGGAGUUCCUACCGGAGGAAGCAGAAGAGGAAGUGGCCUCAGUAGAUCAUCCCGAGAAGCCACAGCCUACAAUUGGCAUGUCGUCGAGAUGCUUCACUCGCUUGUCCAGAUGUAUUGUCAGGGAAUCUGAGACCGCGCAGGUGAUUCCGUCCAGAUGCUGCACACAUGUGGCAAUGAGAAAUGAAGACGGAAAACGGCUGGAUGGUUCGCUGGAUUACGGCGGACAAGAUCUUGAUGCUGCGAUACUGCCACCACUGGCUCAGGGGAAGGACAUGGAAGUGCUCUAUGCCGAUUGGUGCCGUCAUCUCCCAGCUUCGGCCUGGCAGUCUUUGGAAAAUGCCCAGUGGCCCGAGCUCAAAGUGGCCGUCUUCGACGACAGCUUCCACAUGGACAGCCAGGGCUUGGAAGGCGCCCCAGCACUGCUGCAGCUGUUGGCGCGCUGCCCUCGCCUCAAGUCGAUCAAACUCAGUUUCUGCGGAGGGAUCGCCGCGGAGGCCUGGGAGGCGCUCCGUGCCGCGGAGUGGCCUCAACUGAAGGAAGCCCGGUGGGAGAUGUGCUUUGAGAGUGGCAAGCCAGCCUCCGGUGGGGCCGGGAUCGUGAUGGAGCUCCUGGCGCGGUGCCAGCGCUUGGAGAAGAUCGAUUUGAGUCGGUGCAAAGGCAUUGCGGCCGAGGCGUUCCAGCUGCUGGGCGCCGCCGAUUGGCCGGAGCUGAGAUCUGCAGGUUUCAACGACAGUUUCGUCGGAUCGAAUCGCUCGGCCCUGCCGGCGGUGCUGCAGAUGUUGUCUCGAUGCCCGAAGGUGGAACACUUGAACUUCUACGACUGUGGUGUCACGGAGAAGGAGCUGCAAAAGCUGCCCGGCGGCUGUUGGCCUCACUUGGAGAUCCAAAAGUGCAACGGCUUUGAUGGCGAAGAGAAGCUGAAGCAGCUGAGGCGCCUCAAGGGCGCGGAUGCCACCGAAGCUGCCAGCAGUGCCGUGAUUGUCAUCGAAGAUGCCAUGACCCAGGAGGCAGAUGCUGAAGCCAAACAGCCCAAGAGACGGAAGAAGGUGCGCAGUGUGCGCAGGAGGAAGCCAGCUGAGACAGAGGCGCCCAACGACGCAGGGGAUGUGAGCCAGAUUGAAGGAGUUUGUGGAGAUUUGGAAGCUGAACGGCCCAUAGAGGCCAAGGAAGAGGAGAGGCCAGAGGCACCGAAGAAGAAAAGGACCAGCAAGAAAGCAACGCGUUCGGUCAAAAAGUUCAGAGUGCGAAAGAGUGCCCCGGUCAACCUAAUGCCAACUCCAGCUGAUCUCAAAGAGCAACAUGCAGAUGGAGAAGGAGCCCCAAGCGAAAGCCGGCCAAAUGAGGCAUGCGAGAAGAGAAGGCCAAUGGGCAGAAACUGUCAGAUGCAUUGAACAUCAAAAGAGGUGGCUGUGCUGAAGGCAGGCGCCCGUCACGUUUCACAUGGAUUGAGCACACAG